This is a messenger RNA of Lotus japonicus, 3003 nucleotides long. RefSeq names its product BEL1-like homeodomain protein 4. NCBI's taxonomy places the organism in Eukaryota, Viridiplantae, Streptophyta, Magnoliopsida, Fabales, Fabaceae. Gene Ontology annotation, biological process: regulation of transcription by RNA polymerase II. Bases 396 to 2678 code for a protein of 760 amino acids. The transcript has 6 exons. The record is from RefSeq and is a predicted model, not a curated record. Gene Ontology annotation, molecular function: RNA polymerase II cis-regulatory region sequence-specific DNA binding; DNA-binding transcription factor activity, RNA polymerase II-specific.
GGUGGGGAAAAAACUAAAGCAAGAGGUGAAGACCGAAGGAGAGAAAGGACAGCGACGGGUUGCCUUUCUUUUCCUCUCUCUCUCUUUCCCUUUCUCUUUCUGGGUCUGUGUUCAUUUGAGACAAUAGGUGAUUGCAAAAAACAACUUACCGUGAAGAGCAUCCUCAGAAAGAGAAAGAGAAAGAGACGACAGACGACAACAGAGAAAGAAAGAGAGCGAAAGGGAUCGAGUGAGAAGCUGCAACUGUUACUGUAAUAUUAAACCUUUCACAAGAGAAAACGAUGCCUGAGAACUUUGCAUCCUUUCAUACCCUGCAACUCUAACAGUUGGGUCGGAUACGGAUAUUGAGGAAGGUGUGGUGAAGGAAAAGGAGAUAUGAAGAUGUUUUUAUUGAUAUGGGAAUAGCAACAUCACCACCACUCCCAUCCAAUAUUCUUCUCUCUCAACAGCAUUCCAAUUCUAUGUCCCAAGAUUAUCACCACCACCACCAGCAGCAAGGAAUCUUCACCUUCUCAAAUGGGUUGGAGAGAUCAGCUGCGCCGCCAUCGCCACAGCAGAUCCGGAGGGACAACAAAUUUAGACCGCAGCAAAGCGGGUUCGAGGCAGCACCGGCAUUAGAAGCAAUAGAGGAAGGGCUUCCUCCGGUUUACGAAACCGCCGGGAUGUUGUCGGAGAUGUUUAAUUUCUCUCCCGCCACCGCGGCAGAAUUGUUGGAGCAGCAGCACAUGUCAGCCACGUUUCGGUCCAGGCCGCCGCCGCAAGGAGUGGCAAGUAGCAGUGAGUGGUACGGUGGUGGUGGAAGAAAUCAAAACAGCCACCAGCAUCAGAUUACAGAUUCAGCUGCUGCCAUGCAGCUUUUUCUGAUGAACCCUCCUCCUCCACCUUCUCAAACAAGAUCGCCUUCUCCUCCUCCGCAUAACCGUCAAGCAGAAACUUCCUCCACACUUCACAUGCUUCUUCCUAAUCCUGCAGCUUCUUCCAAUUCCCUGCAAGGCUUUCCAGGCUCGGGAGGGUCUUAUGGACAAUUCACAUGGGUUCCUGAAAAUUCACAAGAAGCUGGAGGCCUUAACAACAACACACCUUCAGAAAUUGGAGGUGUUGUGGAAGGUCAAGGUCUUUCAUUAUCACUCUCAUCUUCUUUGCAGCACUUAGAAGCUGCAAAAGCUGAAGAAUUGAGAAUGGGUGAUAAUUCUGGUUUUCUAUAUUUCAAUCAAGGAGCACCUUCCAAUUCUUCUUCUUCCUCUCAGUAUCAGUACAAGACUCAUAAUCCUAGUCCACAAGCAUUGCAUUUGCAAGGGGGAACUAUAAUCCACAACCACCACCAGGGAUAUGGAGGGUCAUCAUUAGGUGCAGUGAAUGUUCUCAGAAAUUCAAAGUAUGUGAAGGCAGCUCAGGAAUUGCUGGAAGAGUUUUGCAGUGUUGGGAGGGGUCAAUUUAAGAAAAGCAAGUUCAGUAACCAGAAUUCAUCAAAUCCUGGUGGUGGCGGUGGCGGCGGUGAUUCUUCAAAGGAAGCUCCUCCUCCUCCGCCGUUGUCAGCAGCUGAUAGAAUUGAGCAUCAGAGAAGGAAGGUCAAACUCCUAGCCAUGCUUGAUGAGGUUGACCGAAGAUACAACCACUACUGCGAGCAAAUGCAGAUGGUGGUGAAUUCAUUUGACCUCAUGAUGGGGUUCGGUGCGGCAGUUCCAUACACAGCACUGGCGCAGAAGGCAAUGUCUCGGCACUUCCGGUGCCUGAAGGAGGCGAUUGCGGCACAGCUAAAGCACAGUUGUGAGGUGCUGGGGGAGAAAGAUGGGGCCGGGGGUUCAGGCUUGACGAGGGGAGAGACGCCGAGGCUGAAGAUGCUGGAGCAGAGCCUGAGACAGCAGAGAGCGUUCCAGCAGAUGGGGAUGAUGGAACAGGAAGCUUGGAGACCACAGAGAGGGUUGCCUGAACGCUCUGUCAACAUUUUGAGAGCCUGGCUUUUUGAGCAUUUUCUUCACCCGUACCCAAGCGAUGCAGAUAAGCAUCUGUUGGCAAGACAGACUGGGCUAUCAAGAAAUCAGGUAUCAAACUGGUUCAUAAAUGCCAGGGUACGGUUGUGGAAACCCAUGGUGGAAGAGAUGUACCAACAAGAACGCAAAGAAGUAGAGUGUGCAGAAGAGAGAGAAAGGAACCAAAGCAAUAGUGGCCAACAACAAGCACAAACUCCAACCACACCACCAUCAUCUGCAACAUCAACAGCGCCACCACCUCCAACAACAACAACGACAAAACCAACAGGCAAAAGAUCCGAUAUCAAUGCCACUGAAAGCGACCCUUCACUCCAUGCAAUCAAUAGAUCACAAAGCUUCUCGGAAAACCAAGCAAACCAUUCAGCCACCACCACGGCCAUCAACAAUGCCACCACCGCCUCUGAGGUGGCGCCACCCGUGUCUCAGUGCUUUGACUCAGUCUCAGACGAUGACCUGCCACCGCACAGGUCAAUUAUGGCCGCAGACGACAAGUGUCGCCAUGGCAGCUUGGUUGCAGCAGAUUACGGGACCGCGCCUGCAAGUGGUGGUGGUGGUGACAUUGGAUCCACACUCAUCAGAUUUGGGACCACCGCCGGUGACGUGUCACUCACCCUAGGGCUACGCCACGCCGGGAACACGCCGGAGAAAACUAAUUCCUUCUCUGUUAGAGACUUUGGAGGGAUUUAAUUAGACAAUUCAAUCAACAUAGUACUCACAUUAUUACAUCAUCAUAAUAUGAUCAUAUACAAGAAGAUGCAUGCUUUAUUAAUUAUGUUAUAUCAUCACAAGAUAACAUUUUUUGCCCCUUUGAUGUCUCUCUUAUAUUCCUUAGUCUUUUUAUUUGCAUUGUGAAAGGACAGCAAAAAGUGGUAAUAAGAUAUGAGAAACGCAGUCUUAAGUUAUAGCUAGUUAGGUGUAGCUCUAUCUCUAUAUAUUGUACAACUGUAUAGCAGAUUGUUCUCCAUGAUUUUGUUGGCCAUAUAUGUAUUUAAUUGUUCGAUUUUUGUAACUA